CCCACUUCAAACAACACUCUGGCAGUACUAGCACGGAUCCCUCCUUCUGUCACCACACGCAAAUUCCAUUUUCACACCGGCUGCCUACUCCAGGCAUGGCUGACGGCUGUACCCAGUCAUGGCACUGCGACAUUACACCCUCGACUUCAACCUCUCAGCGCCAGCAGACUGUCCAACGACUGUGCAUGGGCUGCAGUCUAUAUUUCAAGAACAGGAAAUGACAGAGACUGUCCAUGACACUGAGGGACAUGGAUAUCUUGCUACCUUCAUUGGCAAGAAUGGCAGGUUGGUUAUUCUGCGUGUGACCGCCCAUGGCCUGCUUACCAUUGAUCUGCAGUGUUGUGAAGGAGAUAACAUUGUACAAGUAGAGAAUCUUUUGAAUACACUGGAAGAGAAGCUGAGAAGUCUCCUACAUGGAAACAUUAAGAGGGUCAAGAGGCUCCCAGCUCUGACACGAGGUGCAGCUGUUGAUCGAUACUGGCCCACAGCAGACGGCAGACUGGUGGAGUAUGACAUAGAUCGGGUUGUAUAUGAUGAGGACUCUGCAUACCAGAACAUAAAGAUCAUGCACUCACAGCAGUUUGGCAAUAUCCUGAUCCUCAAUGGGGAUGUUAAUCUGUCAGAGAGUGACCUGCCCUACACCCAGGCCAUCAUGGGCAGAGGGCAAGAGAACUAUGCAGGGAAGGAGGUGCUGAUCUUAGGAGGCGGCGAUGGAGGAAUCCUCGCAGAGGCCGUCAAACUCAAGCCAAAGAUGAUCACCAUGGUGGAGAUCGACCAAAUGGUGAUUGAUGGGUGUAGAACACACAUGAGGAAGGCAUGUGGGAGUGUUCUGGACAACUUGAAGGGAGAAUGUUACCAGGUGUUGGUAGAGGACUGCGUUCCUGUUCUAAAAAAGUAUGUUGAGGAAGGGAAGACGUUUGAUUACGUCAUCAAUGACCUCACAGCGGUCCCCAUCUCCACAGCGCCAGAGGAGGACUCUACAUGGGAGUUCCUACAGCUUAUCUUGGAUCUCUCAAUAAAAGUACUGCGUCCUACUGGGAAGUACUUCACACAGGGUAAUAGUGCCAAUCUGACUGAGACACUGGCUCUUUAUGAGGAGCAGCUGGGAAGGCUCUCAUGUCCUGUAGACUUUUCCAAGGAGGUGGUGUGUGUGCCCUCUUAUAUGGAACUGUGGGUUUUCUACACCGUUUGGAAGAAGUGAAGAGGUCUCCUCCGUACGCUGCCUGCCGGAAUGUGAAAACUGUCCACCCCCCUAUUUGUCCGCCGUCGCACUGAGGGGAGAGAUGACCCCCCCCAUCUCUACUCACACGGUUUUGUUAUCCUUCCAUGUCCAACUCUCUCUUAAACCCUUUUUACAUCUUAAUUGUAUAAUUUUAUGUCUGAACUUACAAGAGAUUGUAUUUCUGUUAGUUGGAUAUUUUGAAUUGGACUGUUGUUUUUGCGUGUGCCCUCCAGGGAGAGCUGUGGGGCUGACCGUGUAGGGCUACUGCCACUGGUCUAGGGUUUAGACUUCUCUGACUAUAGCCUGGUCCCAGACCUGUCUAGGUUUGAGACUUCUCUGACUAUAGCCUGGUUCCAGACCUGUCUAGGGUUUAGACUUCUCUGACUAUAGCCUGGUCCCAGACCUGUCUAGGUUUGAGACUUCUCUGACUAUAGCCUGGUUCCAGACCUGUCUAGGGUUUAGACUUCUCUGACUAUAGCCUGGUUCCAGACCUGUCUAGGUUUGAGACUUCUCUGACUAUAGCCUGGUCCCAGACCUGUCUAGGUUUGAGACUUCUCUGACUAUAGCCUGGUCCCAGACCUGUCUAGGGUUUAGACUUCUCUGACUAUAGCCUGGUCCCAGACCUGUCUAGGGUUUAGACUUCUCUGACUAUAGCCUGGUUCCAGACCUGUCUAGGGUUUAGACUUCUCUGACUAUAGCCUGGUUCCAGACCUGUCUAGGGUUUAGACUUCUCUGACUAUAGCCUGGUUCCAGACCUGUCUAGGGUUUAGACUUCUCUGACUAUAGCCUGGUUCCAGACCUGUCUAGGGUUUAGACUUCUCUGACUAUAGCCUGGUUCCAGACCUGUCUAGGUUUGAGACUUCUCUGACUGUUGUGUAGUUGUCAUGCCAUACAUGUUACAUGUUUUAUACAUAGCAGGGCAACAAUUCUCAGAGGAGUUGGCUAAAUAUCAUACAGGUCUGGGACCAGGCUAUAGUCGGAGGUCUAAAGCCUAGACAGAUCUGGGACCAGUAUUUAAACACUCUUGGUACACUUACCCCUCAGGGUGUUGUUACUUUUCAAAUUUGACUUAAAACAGCACCAACAUACAAUAUACUUUUGGGUUGUGAUUGUGUGAUAGGACAUGUGCUCGCCGUAGUUUCAAAUGAAUGUCUGUCUGUGCGUUUGAUUGUUUUUCUUCUUUUGUUGUAGCUAACUGGCUUGAGUGUGAUUUGAUUCCCAGUCCUUUCCAAGUGUAACCCUGCCCAUUGAGGCUGAAGUGUCCAAAUGUGUUUUUCAAAGGGAAAAAGGCCCUCCUUUGUGGCGGUUUCUUGCUUGUACUGCUUUAAUGUGAAUUGUGUUUUUAUUAUUUAGCACCUCUAGCUUCUCCUGCUGGAUCUUAUUUUACAUAUUCAGUUUAGAAUUUUUCUCUAAGUUUGUUUGGUGCAUGUGCUGGAAAUUAAAAUAUUUUAAUUGAAUGUAGCUUCCCAUAUACACAGUGCAACUUCAUGCCUUUGAUCAAUAUUGUGGUGCUUUGUUAAAUGUAUUUAUUUGAUAUAAUUUCACCAAAUGCUGUUUUAUCCAAAAUACCUUUUUGUUCAGCAGUGACUACCUGCUAUUAAAAAUGAGUUGGAGAAGAAAAUGUUUUUCUUGAUUCAGGGGAGUAUAUCAGAUAUCUUAGCUAGCAGUCACAACUGACAGACAAUUUGGGUGUUUCUACUGAAAGUCCAGAAUCAUACCAAUGCAAACAUGAAGAGCAAACUCAAUACUUUGAAUACAGAUUUGCUUGCAUUUCCCAUGUACUUCCUUUUGAAAUUCAUUCUACCAUGAGCAAUGUUGAUUUCAAUAAAACUUCCCCUUUGUUAACACAAACUUCAA
Molecule: messenger RNA, 3079 nt
Organism: Salvelinus namaycush (lake trout)
Lineage: Eukaryota; Metazoa; Chordata; Actinopteri; Salmoniformes; Salmonidae
Product: spermine synthase-like
Exons: 11
Coding region: 119-1201 (360 amino acids)
Biological process (GO): spermine biosynthetic process
Molecular function (GO): spermine synthase activity
Source: RefSeq, a predicted model, not a curated record